Messenger RNA from Soboliphyme baturini, 342 nucleotides. The record is from the annotation of a GenBank genome assembly. Lineage: Eukaryota; Metazoa; Nematoda; Enoplea; Dioctophymatida; Soboliphymatidae.
CAGUACAACAUCAUUGAGCCCAUGGAAGGAGAUCCAGGACUUGCUGACGACGGGGCAGGCCAAUCGCAGCACGUGUGGACGUUUUGGCUUGUCAUUUCUGUGCUGGCGGCAACUCUUGGCUCAUCGUUCGUUUUUGGCUAUAACGUCGGUGUGCUUAACUCACCUGAGAUUGUUAUGACGCAAUGGCUGAAUUCAACUCUGCAGCACGGAGAAAACAGUAAUACAACGAUGACUAAAACCGAAAUCUCCACUGGUUGGGCGAUAAUCGUGAGUCUGUUUCCCCUUGGCGCUUUAUGUGGUGGUGUGGUUUCUGGAUGUAUAGUGGAAGUGCUGGGAAGGUAA